GAUGUUGAAUGAGCAAAGAAGGACGGGGAGACGAUUCUCCGGCGAAUCCAUAUUGAUCUUCCAUAUUCUAGAUUAGGGCAGAAGAAGAAGAAACUUAGAGACCGAUCUCUCUCUUCUACAUACCAAAUCAGACGCGACUUUCUUCAAUCAUAUAGAUGAUACACAAAUACAAAUCGAUACAUAUACGUAAAUAAUCGAUUUCAGGUACAAAGAAAACAAAAAAAAACAACUGUUUUCAGGUUACAUGGAUAAUAUAUUGAGCAGGAUUCGGAACUUGGAUGCAUAUCCUAAGAUCAACGAGGAUUUCUUUAGCCGUACAAUCUCCGGCGGCGUCAUUACCCUUGCUUCUUCCAUCGUCAUGCUCCUCCUUUUCUUCUCCGAGCUUAGAUUAUAUUUGCAUGCUGCCACAGAGACAAAACUAGUAGUGGACACCUCAAGAGGAGAAACUUUACGUAUUAAUUUCGAUGUCACAUUUCCAGCACUUGCGUGUUCUGUUCUCAGCCUUGAUGCCAUGGACAUCAGUGGAGAGCAACAUCUAGAUGUUAAACAUGAUAUAAUAAAGCAUAGACUUGAUGUUCAUGGCAAUGUGAUAGAAUCCAAGCCGGAUGGUAUUGGUGCUCCCAAGAUUGAGAAGCCUUUGCAAAGACAUGGGGGAAGGCUUGAACACAAUGAAACAUAUUGUGGUUCUUGUUUUGGUGCAGAAGUGUCAGAUGAUGAAUGUUGUAAUACCUGUGAAGAAGUACGUGAAGCAUAUCGAAAGAAAGGUUGGGCAGUGUCUAACCCAGACUUGUUAGAUCAGUGCAAACGAGAAGGUUUUCUGCAAAAGAUAAAGGAUGAAGAUGGUGAAGGAUGCAAUAUCUAUGGAUUCUUGGAGGUUAAUAAAGUGGCUGGAAACUUUCAUUUUGCUCCUGGGAAAAGUUUUCACCAAUCCGGUGUUCAUGUUCAUGAUCUGCUGACAUUUCAAAAGGAUACUUUUAAUAUAAGUCACACGAUCAAUAGAUUAUCCUUUGGAGAAUAUUUCCCUGGUGUUGUGAACCCACUUGAUAGAGUAAACUGGAUACAAGAAACACCUAGCGGAAUGUACCAAUACUUCAUAAAGGUGGUACCUACAGUUUACAAAGAUGUCAAUGGCCAAACUAUCCAAACAAAUCAGUUCUCCGUGACUGAACAUUUUAUAGGUGCCGAAGCAGGACGCACUAUGUCACUUCCUGGAGUUUUCUUUUUUUAUGAUCUUUCACCAAUUAAGGUGACAUUUACUGAGCAGCACAUUUCAUUUCUACACUUCCUGACAAAUGUUUGUGCUAUAGUCGGAGGCGUGUUCACUAUUUCAGGAAUAUUGGAUUCAUUUGUAUAUCAUGGUCAAAAAGCAAUAAAGAAAAAGAUGGAAAUUGGUAAAUUUAGCUGAUGUUAUGUCAUCCCACUUUAGUCUCUAGCUGAUUUCCUGCGAUUAUGGCUUUUCUGACUUGAUUGGUUCUCAAACUGACGGACCUUCAUGUUAGAUUUGCUUCGUCGAGACGAUCGCCAUCAUAUAUACAUAUGUCCGACCACCACCUGUAACAUUAAUUUUAAUUAAUGCAAUCGUGUUGUGUCCUUAUGUUGUUGUUAAGUUGCUUUAGUAUUAUUGACUAUUGCAUUUUGGAUAUUAGCUUUGAUUCGGAAAAUAAAUUUUACUUUCUUUGUAAUGAAUGUCACAAUUACAGGAUGAGUUUGGUUAGUUUCAUA
Molecule: messenger RNA, 1722 nt
Organism: Impatiens glandulifera
Lineage: Eukaryota; Viridiplantae; Streptophyta; Magnoliopsida; Ericales; Balsaminaceae
Product: endoplasmic reticulum-Golgi intermediate compartment protein 3-like
Exons: 13
Coding region: 245-1405 (386 amino acids)
Cellular component (GO): endoplasmic reticulum; COPII-coated ER to Golgi transport vesicle
Source: RefSeq, a predicted model, not a curated record